UGCCCAAUCAGCUCUCUCCGCUCCACUCUGCUGCCCAAUCAGAGCCCGCGCAUCCAGCUGACAACAGUUCAACAUGGAGACCACAGUGGAGCGGCUGGAAGCGAUGUUUGUGAAGUCUGAGGCGGACUUGGAGUACAUUGAGAAGCGUCUGAAGCUGGACUUCAUCAACAGACCAGCAGGGACCGGAUCAACUGCUGAGGAGAACCCGGCGGUGAUGCUGGAGAACCUGAGAACCAUCAGAAGCAAACACUCAGAGCUCAGCACUCAGCUGAAGGAGAUCUCUGCUGCCCAGAGCGAGUCCAUGAAGAACAUCAGAUCAAGCCUGAACUCUGUGAGCGAGCUCAUCCAGAACCUGCAACACAACCAGGACCUGAAGGCGGAGCCGCUGACAGAGGAGGAGAAGAAGGCAGCGGAACUGAUUGGAUCCUUUUUAACAGACGCCAAAUCACAGAUUUCUUCUUCUGCAUCUGAACAGCAGCCACAAUCAGCUCAAUCAGCAUGCAGACGAUGAAGAUGAAGGCUCUGUUGUGCUAAACCUCUCCAUGGUGUAGCUGAGUAAGGGGGCAGCUGAAAUCUGCAGGGGCGGGGGGGGGGGGGGGGGGGGGGGGGUCAGUCCAUGUGUUUGUUGAUUCAGCAGUCAUGCCAUUAUGUUUUCAGUCACUCCUUCACUGUCUCACUUUAGAUCCACACACCUCGCAGGAACCAAACACAUCAGUGUCUGACUCUCACCUGCAUGCUCCUCCCCCCUCCGUGAUCUUCUACUCCUCUUCCUCACGCUCAGAAACGUGUUCAGUGUUCUUGUUUCAAUGUUUUCAUUUAUAAAUAUAAUUAAAGGUUUCCAGAGAAAUGUUUGAAAUAUGAAAUUCUCCUGUUGGAGCUUUUAUUUUGAAAAGGUUCAAAUGAUCCACAGACUAAGAUGUAUGACAGAUCAAUAAAGUAUUUAGAAAACGGUUGUUGUUUAUGGAUGAGGUAGCGUGCAGUCUGAAGGGGGCGACAGCGAGCAGUUUGUGUUUCUGUGAUGAUGAGAAGAGUAAAAGACAAAGCAGGAUUUUCAGUUAUUGAGGUCACUUCAGAGUGAACUCUGGGUAUUCAGUACUACGAAGGUGGUUCACGUCCUUCCGGGUUAGAUCCCCAUGGUAAGCAGUGUUAGGUGUUAGGAUGAGAGAUCAACUUGUAUCAACCUCCGCCCACUGACCAAUCAGAGCUCUCGAUCGUGGCGCUCUGUAAGCAGAUCAUGAUGGGGAGGAGGGAGAGGGACCGACAAAACGCUUCCAUCUGAUUGGACAUGAAUGAAAGUCACUCGUUUUGCUUUACUUUUAUCAUCCUUUAAUGGAGGCUGAAAAAGCUCAGGAGCCUUGGAGAUGUGUUUAUAACAUUUAAAUUAUGAGUACUGGUUGCUUUGAAUUAUAUAUUUUAAUAUAAAUGUUUAUUAACUCCAUACCACUCUGUUAACGUUGGGGCUGCAGCUGAAUUGUAACGUUUAAAACUCCUAAAUGCCACAAGAAUACUGAGCAGUGAAUACAAUCAAGGGGAAUAAACUUGAGCUUUUCUUUUUCUGCCAUUUCCUCCAGUUUGUAAAUGUGGCUGUUUUGAUUUUAGUCUGUAGUAGCCUAAAUGUUUAACUUCAUAUUUUUUGAUUAUCAGUUUGUGAUUAAAGGCGAUGUGUUGACAGCAGACUUGUGCAUGUCUACAGUUGGUCGUACGCUGCUUACACCCGCCCUUUCAUGUGAAGCAGUCAAGUUGAUAACCAGCUUCAUGUGAUCUCUGAAGCAAGCAAGACCAGGAAAAGUUAGCCUGGUUAUGUUGAACUCGCCUCGUAGUACACGCCCCCCCAGAAGAGGGUUUAUGAUCUCCUCUCACCUACAGGUGUGUAGUGUUCUGUAGACUGAGGUGUUUGUGAUGUUGGGAGGAAAUGUAUUCUAAUCAUGUUAAACAUCUGUGAUCAGUGUUCUUCUAAAGAGAGGUCAGGUCAGAGAGAAAAAAAGAGCUUCUUUUGACUUUUGCUCUACUUUUAUUGAAACCUUGUCAAACAGAACAUUGUGUAAUAAAACCUUUUUU
Labrus mixtus (cuckoo wrasse) is the source of this 2058-nucleotide messenger RNA. It is a transcript of the gene ska2, whose product is annotated as spindle and kinetochore associated complex subunit 2. The transcript is spliced from 6 exons. Bases 74 to 511 code for a protein of 145 amino acids. Gene Ontology annotation, biological process: mitotic cell cycle; chromosome segregation; cell division. Gene Ontology annotation, cellular component: outer kinetochore; spindle microtubule. Gene Ontology annotation, molecular function: microtubule binding. The record is from RefSeq and is a predicted model, not a curated record. NCBI's taxonomy places the organism in Eukaryota, Metazoa, Chordata, Actinopteri, Labriformes, Labridae.